UUUAACUGUGAUAAUUUUUUAUCCAAUUUUAUUUAUACGGGCUUAGGUCAAUAGAGCUAUUUUGGGCCGAAUCAGAGAAAUUUUCUCAUCAAUAAAAAUCUCCUUAAGCCCAGAAAGGGGAAACCAUCAUAAAAUAUAAGGCCCAGAAUCUAAGCCUGAAACAAACCCUAAAACCAAGUUUUUAGCUCUUCUUCUCUCCUAGAGAGAGCGGCACUCUCUUCUUCUGUCUUUCGCAUUUGCAUCUGUAAUCUGCUGAUAAGGUCUAAAAUUUUGUUGUUGCGAUGGCGACAUUUGCCAAACCUGAAAAUGCUUUGAAGCGAGCUGAAGAAUUAAUAAAUGUAGGGCAGAAGCAAGAUGCUUUACAAGCGCUGCAUGAUCUGAUUACUUCAAAGAGAUACCGAGCAUGGCAGAAGCCAUAUGAAAAGAUCAUGUUUAGAUAUGUAGAGCUUUGUGUUGAUAUGCGGAGAGGACGAUUUGCAAAGGAUGGUUUGAUUCAAUAUCGUAUAGUAUGUCAACAAGUGAAUGUAAAUUCUUUGGAGGAGGUGAUUAAGCAUUUCAUGCAUCUCUCUACUGAGAAAGCUGAACAAGCUCGUAGUCAGUCCCAAGCAUUGGAAGAAGCUCUUGAUGUUGACGAUCUUGAAGCGGAUAAGAGGCCAGAAGAUUUGAUGCUUAGUUAUGUCAGUGGAGAGAAAGGAAAGGAUAGGUCUGAUCGAGAACUUGUUACCCCUUGGUUCAAGUUCUUGUGGGAAACUUAUAGAACUGUGCUUGAAAUAUUACGAAACAAUUCAAAGUUGGAGGCAUUAUAUGCGAUGACAGCACAUCGAGCUUUCCAAUUCUGUAAGCAGUACAAGCGGACAACAGAGUUUAGGCGGUUGUGUGAGAUCAUCAGGAAUCAUUUAGCAAAUCUCAACAAAUAUAGAGACCAAAGGGAUCGGCCUGAUCUGUCAGCUCCAGAGAGUUUGCAGCUGUACCUUGAUACAAGAUUUGAGCAGUUGAAAAUUGCCACAGAGCUCGAACUCUGGCAGGAAGCUUUUCGGUCCAUCGAAGAUAUUUAUGGACUAAUGUGCAUGGUUAAAAAGUCACCCAAGCCGUCUUUGAUGGUGGUGUACUAUGCCAAGCUAACCGAGAUUUUCUGGAUUUCAUCAAGUCAUCUUUAUCAUGCGUAUGCUUGGUUCAAACUUUUUAUCCUUCAGAAAAGCUUCAAUAAAAAUUUAAGCCAGAAGGAUUUACAGUUGAUAGCCUCAUCUGUUGUGUUGGCUGCACUAGCAGUGCCCCCCUAUAAGCGUACGCAUGGUGCAUCUCAUCUGGAACUUGAAAAUGAAAAGGAACGCGUCUUGAGGAUGGCCAAUCUUAUUGGGUUCAAUCUAGACCCAAAACCUGAGAGUAGAGAAGUGUUGUCAAGGUCAGCCCUCCUUACUGAGCUGGUAUCCAAAGGGGUUUUGAGCUGCGCAACGCAGGAAGUGAAAGAUCUUUACCAUUUUUUGGAGCAUGAAUUUCUUCCACUGGAUCUUGCAGCAAAGAUACAGCCGCUAUUGACCAAAAUUUCUAGAUUUGGUGGGAAACUUGCUUCAGCUUCCUCUGUGCCAGAAGCACAAUUGUCUCAAUAUGUUCCUGCUCUUGAAAAGCUUGCUACCUUAAGGUUGCUCCAACAGGUGUCUCAGGUGUAUCAAACGAUGAAAAUCGAAAGUUUGUCUCAGAUGAUCCCCUUUUUUGAUUUUCCUGUUGUGGAGAAGAUUUCUGUUGAUGCUGUUAAACAUGAUUUCAUAGCGAUGAAAAUUGACCAUGUGAAGAAUGUCAUAUUAUUUGGUAAUUUGGAUCUUGAAUCGGAUGAACUGCGAGAUCAUCUUGCAAAUUUUGCUGUCUCCUUAAAUAAGGCAAGGACCAUGAUAUAUCCUCCAAUAAAGAAAUCAUCAAAAGUAGGUGAUAUUUUACCUGGACUAGGGGAGAUUGUGGAUAAAGAACACAAGAGACUACUUGCUCGGAAAUCAAUUAUUGAAAAGCGGAAGGAAGAACAAGAACGCCAACUUUUGGAAUUGGAACGAGAGGAGGAGUCAAGGAGGCUGCAACAACAGAAGAAAAGAGAAGAGGCAGAGCAGAAAAGGCUUGCUGCUGAGAUUGAGCAGAGGAAGAACCAAAGGAUCCUCCAGGAAAUAGAGCAGCGAGAACUUGAAGAAGCACAGGCUUUGCUCGAGGAUGUUGACAAGCGAAGUAAAAGGAAGGGGGGAAAGAAGCCAAUCCUGGAAGGAGAGAAAGUGACGAAGCAGACUAUAAUGGAAAGGGCUUUGAGUGAGCAACUAAGGGAGAGGCAGGAGAUGGAAAAGAAGCUACAAAAACUGGCUAAGACAAUGGAUUAUUUGGAAAGGGCUAAGAGAGAAGAGGCAGCUCCAUUGAUUGAAGCUGCUUUUCAACGACGGUUGGUGGAAGAGAAGGUCCUUCAUGAAAGCGAGCAGCAGCUAGAGACUGAACUAAGCAGACAGCGUCAUGAUGGGGACCUCAGGGAGAAGAAUAGACUGUCUAGGAUGCUGGACAAUAAGAUAAUUUUCCAGGAAAGAGUGAUGAGUCGUCGACAAGCUGAAUUUGAUCGGCUUAGAGUAGAAAGAGAAGAAAGAAUCAACCAGAUCAUUCAGGCUCGAAAGCAAGAGAGGGAGGCUAAGAGGAAGAAGAUUUUCUAUGUGAGGUCUGAAGAGGAGAGACUGAGAAAGCUGCAUGAAGAGGAGGAAGCUCGCAAACAUGAAGAGGCUGAGAGACGAAGGAAAGAAGAAGCUGAACGCAAGGCAAAGUUGGAUGAAAUUGCUGAGAAGCAGAGGCAGAGAGAGCGAGAGAUAGAAGAGAAGGUAAGGAAAGAAGCUGACUUGAGGAGAGCAACUGAUGGGUCUUCUAGGCCUUCUGAGCUUCCUGCUGUGUCCCGACCAGAGCCAGGAGCAUCUGCUGCGGCUGCAGCAGCUGCUGCUGCACCAGCCCCUGCAAAAUAUGUGCCUAAGUUCCUGCGAGAGAGGGGAACCUCAGGCCAGGCUCCUCCAGAAACUGAUCGGUGGACUGGUGUAAGUGGCAGGCAGGCGCCUUCAGAACCUGAACGGUGGAACAGUGGUGGUUCCAGGCAGGCAGCAGCUGCAGAUGGAGAUCGUUGGGCCGGUGCUGGCGCCAAGCAGCCUCCUAGCUCUGAUCGCUGGGGCAGUAGUACAAGACCUGAUGAUCGUAACCCACCUGGUGAUAGGUGGCGUGGUGGUGGUGGCUCAAAAUCCACUUGGUCGUCCUCUAGGCGAUGAUUAUCUGAGUUAUUAGAUGUGGGAAUUUUGGAUACAUCUGGCACCAACUGCAGAUGGUAUUUGGUGAAUCAAGUUGAAAUAUCUCCAGGAAGCCGAAGGAAUAAUAUUUUUUAAAAAGAAUUUUGAGACCUGCAGCUGAGAAUGGUUUCCUUUUCUUUUUCCUCUGCCAUGAUAAAAAGCUUGAGCAUUUUUCAAUAUAAGUUGUAACUCUAAAGACUUCUUGAAGAGCUGUUUGUUCCUUUUGACUUGAGAGUUAUGUUUUCUUUGGUUACAUUUGGACCAUUGUAAGACGAAUCCUAUGCAGCUUGGAUUUUAAGGUUCUGAGGCAAUGUUUUCCCUGA
Molecule: messenger RNA, 3607 nt
Organism: Ricinus communis (castor bean)
Lineage: Eukaryota; Viridiplantae; Streptophyta; Magnoliopsida; Malpighiales; Euphorbiaceae
Product: eukaryotic translation initiation factor 3 subunit A
Exons: 14
Coding region: 282-3266 (994 amino acids)
Biological process (GO): translation reinitiation; formation of cytoplasmic translation initiation complex
Cellular component (GO): eukaryotic translation initiation factor 3 complex, eIF3e; eukaryotic translation initiation factor 3 complex, eIF3m; multi-eIF complex
Molecular function (GO): mRNA binding; translation initiation factor activity
Source: RefSeq, a predicted model, not a curated record